Messenger RNA from Cornus florida, 1626 nucleotides. RefSeq names its product putative disease resistance RPP13-like protein 1. Lineage: Eukaryota; Viridiplantae; Streptophyta; Magnoliopsida; Cornales; Cornaceae. Gene Ontology annotation, biological process: defense response to other organism. The record is from RefSeq and is a predicted model, not a curated record. The transcript has a single exon. The coding region runs from base 1 to 1626 and encodes 541 amino acids. Gene Ontology annotation, molecular function: ADP binding.
AUGGGUAGUUUGAGUGAUAGCAUUGUUGUGUCUCCUAUUCUGGAUGCCUUGUUAGGCAAAUUGGAUUCACUUUUUGAUAGUGCUGGUAACCCGUCUUUGCGCGCUGCACAUGCGAGACAGCUGCGGCUCACUGAGCUUCGGCGGGUAAUUGAAGAAACCUUAGGCCAAGUUCUAGUAAUGGAGGAAACUAAGACGGGAUAUGCAACCCGUUCGUUGCUAGAAGAUGUUCAAACAGUGGCUUACGUUGCAGAUGAUAUGCUGGAUCGUGUUUCCAAGAACGAGGUAAGCAUGAUGAUGAUCGUCAGCAUCAAAAGUAGCUACUCCUCGAAAUGCUCAGAUCCACUCGAUUAUGUGCUGUAUCGGAUUCUCCAAGAUUCUCCACAUCUCGAAAAAAUCUCCAAGAUUCGUCGUUUGUUUCUGGAAUUCAAUAAGACAAAGGUCCGGGGGAAGCUGGUGGGGAAUUAUGAUAAAUAUAUGAUUAGCUCCAGCCAGAUCAUCAGGAAGCACUUCCAUCGCCGUUCAUCUCCUAAUGUUCCGGCGGUUGAUGAACUCUUGCAAUCAAAGAAGGUUUUCGGAAGGGAUGAAGACAAGAAGAAGAUGUUGGAUUUGUUGAUCCAAGACAAUAACCAUAUGCAGCUUUCCGUCAUUCCCAUCUUGGGUGAGGAUGGAAUUGGAAAGACCACUCUGGCUCGCAUGCUUUACGAUGAUGAGAAAGUAUUGGAGCAUUUCGAUCUCAGGGUUUGGGUGUCCUUCGAUGCUCAAGAUUUUGAUAAAGUGAAGAUUGCAAAAGGGAUCAUAGAAUCGGUGACGGGGUUUCCUCUCCAGCCAGAAGAGAUGGGUGAGCUAUAUGAUCUUGUCACAGCUGCCUUAGAGUCAAAAAGAUCCUUAAUUGUGCUAGAUGACAUCCAAAUUAGAGAUAACAAGGAUAUUGCGGGUUGCCUUGGAUUACUGGAAAGUCUUUCCGCUGCAUCUGCUUUGGGAUCCAAAGUUAUAGUAACAACUCCAGCCCUCCAUGUUGAAGAUGAUCAUAUAGCAGCCAAUGUUGAGCACUACAAACUGAAAGAAUUAUCCGACUACAAUAGUCGGUCUAUGUUCAACUAUCUAGCAUCUGAUUCCUUAAAUGCUAGAAGCAAUCCAGAAAAUAUGUCCAAAGUUAUAGAAACAAUUGUAGCAAGCUGCAGAGGCCUCCCUCUUCUGCUGGAUCUUAUAGGACGGCUUCUGAGAUUAGAGAAAGAGAAAAGGGUUUUGGCUUCUUUUGAAAAAUUCCUUGAUGAAGCUGAUACAGUGAGUUUUGAAAUCCGUAAUCCUCUUGUGCUGAGCUAUGCUCACCUACCGUCGCAUUUGAAGAAAUGUUUUGUGUAUUGUUCGAUUUUCACCAAGGGCCAUGCACUGAGCAAAGAGAAGCUGAUUCACAUGUGGAUUGCUGAAGGUCUCGUUCAAUCAUUUGAUGGAAAGAGGACGUUGGAGGAUAUUGGCAACGAUUAUUUUCGGGAACUUGUGAGCAGGUCAUUCUUCACCGAAUUAAGCAGCAACGAUUCUGGUGACAUAAGAGAGUGCAGUAUGCAUGGCUUAAUCCACGAUUUUGCACAAGUUGUUGCGGGUUCAAUAAUUUUAUCGUUAUUGUAA